Molecule: messenger RNA, 4061 nt
Organism: Antechinus flavipes (yellow-footed antechinus)
Lineage: Eukaryota; Metazoa; Chordata; Mammalia; Dasyuromorphia; Dasyuridae
Gene: AGA
Product: aspartylglucosaminidase
Exons: 9
Coding region: 137-1177 (346 amino acids)
Biological process (GO): protein deglycosylation
Cellular component (GO): lysosome
Molecular function (GO): N4-(beta-N-acetylglucosaminyl)-L-asparaginase activity
Source: RefSeq, a predicted model, not a curated record
GCCUCUUCUCUUCAGGGGAGAGGGGUGUGCGUAAAUUCCCAGAUUCCCCGCCCCCUUUCCUUGGGCCGGUUCGGAUCUGGGUUCGAGCUUUUGCCUGUAAGCGCGCGCGCGUCAGUAUUUCGGCCGAAGCAGCACGAUGGAGUUGAGGCCAGUGUGCUGGCCCCCGCUGCCGCUGCUGCUGCUACUUGCAGGGCACAGCUUGGGCAGCUCUGGCCUGCUGCCCCUCGUCGUCAACACUUGGCCUUUUAGGGGUGCAACCAUAGCAGCAUGGCAAAAACUACAAGCUGGAGGUUCUCCAUUAGAUGCAGUUGAACAGGGAUGUGCUUGGUGUGAGAGAAAUCAGUGUGAUGGCAGUGUGGGAUUUGGUGGAAGUCCUGAUGAAUACGGAGAAACAACAUUGGAUUCUAUGAUUAUGGAUGGCACCACCAUGGAAGUAGGAGCAGUAGCCGAUCUCAGACGAAUUAAAAAUGCUAUUGGUGUAGCAAGAAAAAUAAUGGAACAUACAAAACACACACUUUUAGUGGGAGAAUCAGCUACCCAGUUUGCUGAAAGUAUGGGAUUUGCAAAUGAGGAAUUAUCUACUAAUGCUUCUCGUUCUCUCUAUUUCAACUGGCUGAGCAACAAAUGUCAGCCAAAUUUCUGGAAGAAUGUUAUACCAGAUGCAUCAAAGUCCUGUGGACCAUAUAAACCAUCUAGAGUCCUAAAACAGCACCUUCACACGUCUGAGAAAAUAAAUAUUCACAGUCAUGAUACUAUUGGCAUGGUUGUAAUCAGUAAGACAGGACAUAUUGCUUCUGGCACAUCCACGAAUGGUGCGAAGUUCAAAAUACCUGGUCGAGUCGGGGAUUCUCCAAUAGCAGGAGCUGGCUCUUAUGCUGAUAGCACUGCUGGAGGGGCUGCUGCUACUGGAGAUGGUGACAUCAUGAUGCGCUUUUUACCCAGUUACCAAGCAGUAGAAUACAUGAGAAAAGGAGAAGAUCCAACUCUAGCUUGUCAGAAAGUUAUUUCCAGAAUCCAGAAAUAUUAUCCUGAGUUUUUUGGGGCAGUUAUAUGUGCCAAUACAACUGGAAAUUAUGGUGCCGCCUGCAACAAACUUCCGGGAUUUUCUCAGUUUCGUUUCAUGAUUUAUCAUCCUCUGCAAAGUCAGCCAAUUGAAGAAAAAGUAGACUGCAUUUAAUUCUUCUUUUCUGUCAACAUCUAUAUUUUUAAAAAAGAAGGAAGAAACAAAGGCUGUAAAGGUUCACUAGCUGCCAUUUUUGAACAUGUUCCUGCUCUAUACUAUAUUCCCUUGUGUCAGUAUGAGCAUCAGAGUAAAUUUGUGCUGACAUGGCACUCUACAUUCUCCACUUGAAUUUUGUUUACCCUGUCAAAAUGCUAUUUAAACUCUCUUACUUUGUCAGAAUGUGAGGAAAAAAAAAAAAAAAAUAUAUAUAUAUAUAUAUAUAUGGAUUAGAUGAUCUUAGAAUUCUUUUCUUCCUGAGUUUAAUGAAGUUAAUAUAUUGAGAUAUCAUAUUGUGGUACAGCUGAGAAAUGAUCACUGUCUAUAGAGUCAGAAAAUUUGGUUUCAGAUCUUAGCUCUGAUGAUUCCUAUUUGGAUAAAUCACUUAACUUAUCUGAGCUUCACUUUCCCUCUUCUGUAAAAUAAGGACUAGAUGGCCUCUUAAAACCUAGAAUUCAUGAACAGAGAAAGAGAAAAAGAUAGCUAGAUGACUACUGUUUUAAUUGGUUUACGCUGUUAUCCUAAUUUUUUUUUUUAUCUUAUGCAUUUAAAAGUUUUAUUCUGAGAAGGGUGCCAUAAGCUUGACCAGAUUGCUGAGAGCAUUUAGUUGAAAACAGCAUUGAGAACCCCUGCUCUAACAUCCCUUCAGCUCUAAAUCUUUAAUUCUAUGAGUGUUCAUACUAUUACCAUCGAAUCGUUUUUUUAGGAAUCUUCUUGCCACCCCCUUAAAAAUAAAACAAACCCACAAAUGUCUCCAUAAGUGGCAUUCUUUUUGAAAUGUCCAAGUAUUUUAGUUGAGGAGCUAAAAUGAGGCAAGGCAUGAUUAGUCAUGAUUGAAUUUCUGUAUGUUACAGUGAUUUAUCCCUUAUCACUGAUUAUUGUUCCUCUUAUAUCUAGCUUUAGCAUCUGCCUUCUGGCAACUUGGAAAGAGAAGAUUUCAGUAUAGCAUCUCAUUUCCCUUCCAUUUCUGCUCUUUCCUUAAUACUCUAGAUGCUUUUGUGUGUGUAAUGGAAAAUGUGGGCAGUGUGCUGAUGAGCAGUUUUAUUGAUUAACUUGCUCUGUGUCCAUCUGAAGGAGCCCUUGUGGUGGAUAGGCAGGGUUCUCAAACCAUGUUUCCAUUAUUAUCUUUUACCAACUUGCUGCAUUUCUAAUAGCAGUAGUCCAUGUGGAAAGUGUUUUAAUUUGGGAAACAUCAUCUUUGAUUGAGUCUCCCCAUCCCUUGGAGGUUCUCUUCUUCUACCCCACCUCCACCCCCUAUUCCUAGCACCACCACCAUUUGGCAUAUAGAAAUCCUUUGCUUUGCUUGGGGUGUGUGUACUUUCUCCUGACAAGUAUUCUCGAAUCCUUCAAGUUCACACUCAGUGGUAAUUUAGAAGUUAUUAAUACAAAUUACUUGUUAUUAGCUGGCAUUCAGUUUUCUUAGCAUAUUAACUUUUAUGUUUUGUAGCUACAAAUUUGGGUUUGGAGGCCAGCCAUAGGAAAAUGCCACAAUUUCACAUUAAAUGCUGUCAUAUAUUGUAAUCGGCCCUUAAUGGCUCCUAUGAUGUGCAGCACACUUGAGUUUGUGCAGAGGGUGCCUUAAAAGGUGUCUUUCAAAGCAAUGUUAAAUUUCCCCUUUGCUAUAAAAAUAAUAAUAAUUCAUAUUUAUAUGCUACUUUAUAGUUUACAAAAUUCUUUCCUCAUAUCAGGGAGGCAGCAGAGUCUAGUGGAUAGAGUGUUAACCUUGAAACUAGGAAGGCUUGGGUCUUAGUCCUUCCUAUCUGUGAUACAUUAAUAUUUGGUGAGCUUGAGCAAGUCCCACAAUCUCUCUAUGUUCUGGGCAGUUCUCUAAAACUAAGUUGUGGAACAUGUGCAAGUCUGUGUGGGAGAAGGGAGUUCCCUAUACUAAGGAAGCCAUAGAUCCCCAUCUCAAGUGGAUAAUUUCAGUGUCUAGACUACAUAACCCUAACCCACUUAUAAGGCUGAGGGAUUUGGAUGGAGUUCUGAUAAUAUUUCCAGUCAAAGAGACUUUAGUCAGAUUUGCCAGUCAAAUGAAAUAAUGCAUGUAAAGUUCUUGCAAACCUUAAAAGAUUUGUACAAAUACUAACUAUUUUUAUUAAGUGCCCAGAGAUGUGUGUGGUUAUGUGCAGGGUAUGUGGUUUCCCCCCUUCUGUCUGUUUUUACUGCUAACAUAAUAUAGCAUAGAAGAAGCUCAGCAGGCUAUAAAUUUGAUGAGUAGAUCAUAGGGACACACUAGUGGCUCAUUUCCUGUUAAAAUAAUUCUUAGCAUUGCUAGCCAUAUAGGAUUAAUUACACCUUCCACCUGGGCUACUGAAAAACACUUCACAGUUAAAAUAUCCUUCUGAAGAUAGGAUGCAAAGCAUCUGAAGAUUCCCAGAGGGACUCUUGACAAUGUUUAGACCACAAAUUAGAUGUUUGUGAUUCUUAAUCUAGUCUAACCAGAAGGCUACAUUCUUUCUGACUUUGUAAAACCUUAACACUUAUUUGCAAAUUCAUUAGAAUUCAAAAUGCAGGGAGUAUGCUAGAUUCUUGCUUAUCCUAAAUCAGUUUAAUGGUUACAGGCCCUAGGUAGACAGGGAGUGGUUUCUGUUCUCAGUAUUAGCAGCCUAGUUCUCAUUGAUAGCUAAGACUUAGUCACAUGAAUUAGUUUUCUUGUGUUAUAUUUUUUUAAAUUACAGAAGGCAAUCAAUAAACUGUGACACUCUUGCUAGGCUAAAUAAUCUCAGUUCUGUAUUACCAUUCUUGCAUGCCCUUCAUUUCUUUGCUUCAAGAAUUACCCGAUGUAAUUGUUUUCAGAAUUUAAUUGAAAAUUAAAACUUUAUUAAAAAGUGAGCUAACAAAA